This is a messenger RNA of Chanos chanos (milkfish), 2340 nucleotides long. Its product is annotated as G-protein coupled receptor family C group 6 member A-like. Lineage: Eukaryota; Metazoa; Chordata; Actinopteri; Gonorynchiformes; Chanidae. The transcript has 5 exons. The record is from RefSeq and is a predicted model, not a curated record. Gene Ontology annotation, biological process: G protein-coupled receptor signaling pathway. Gene Ontology annotation, cellular component: plasma membrane. Gene Ontology annotation, molecular function: G protein-coupled receptor activity. Bases 1 to 2340 code for a protein of 779 amino acids.
AUGAUCUAUGCAAUUGAGGAGAUCAAUAAUUCUUCACUCCUACCAAAUGUGAAACUUGGAUACGAAAUCUAUGACACUUGCCUUGAUGUAUCCUUUGCUUUGAGAAGUACACUGAAACUAAUGGAGAAAACUGAUGACAAACUGAUAGGCUGUGCUGAUGAAAAAGACAAUAUCACGUCCACAAAGAACAUUAAGGCAGUGAUCGGAGAGUGGUUGUCUGAGGUCUCAGUCGCUGUGGCACGUCUUCUAGCUCUAAAUCUAACUCCACAGAUAAGCUAUGGGGCCACAAGUCAGAUCCUGAGCAGGAAGGAAAAGUUCCCAUCGUUCUUACGCACUACUCCGAGUGACCUGAUUCAGGCCAGAGCCAUUACAGAGUUGGUGAAAAGUAUGAACUGGAAAGCUGUUGGCAUCUUUGGUAGUGAAGAUGAGUACGGGAAAUACGGUUCAGAACAACUUAAUGAUAACUUCAGAAAUGAUGAUGUCUGUGUGGAAUUUAAAGUAGUUUUACCAGCAGACUUUGAAAAGAAUAACGCAGCACUCAAUACUGUUUUGGACAAGAUUCAAAAUUCUUACACAGAAGCCAUUGUGAUUUUCACUCAUGAGCACAAUGUGAGGAGAAUCUUUGAAGGAGCCAUUGAACGAGGGAUCCGUAAGACAUGGAUAGCGAGUGAUGCUUGGUCCACAUCAAAGAAUAUAAGUAAAAUGCCCAAUAUUCAAAAAGUUGGAAGAGUCAUUGGUGUGAUUAUUCAAAGAAACAAAGUUCCAGGAUUUGAUGAUUACCUCGUCCACCUCGCCUCCAAAAAGAAUUUUCAUAGCACCUUUUUAUACGAGUACUUAUCUAACUACAGCAUGUGUGUUGGAUUAAGCUCUCAAAAUCCAAAUGGCUGUUUGUCUUCUGGCUCAGUGAAGAACUGUGUUGACGCUCAAUGCUUGCAGAACAUGUACAAACAGGAUGAAUCUUAUGAGCCACACAGCAUCUAUCUUGCUGUAAAAGUAAUAGCUCAAGCUUUGAAAAACUUGCUCAAGUGCAACAACGAGACAUGUGAAAACACCAACACCUUUCAAGCCUGGGAGUUGUGGUCGAACCUACAGCUACUGGAGGAGAUUAAGCAAGUCAAUUUAUCUGUGACCAACGACAGUUACCUAACUUUCAACAAGAAUGGAGACCCAACUGUUGGAUAUGAAAUUUUUGACUGGGAAAUUAAUGAAAAGGGGGUCAAUUUGGUGGUAUUUGGAACCUAUGAAAGUGAUCGAAUCCAUCUUAACAAAAUCGACAAUGAAACCGAUGAUAUGGUAACUCCUCCAGGUAACUGUUCUAAAUCUUGCAGUCCAGGAUACGAACUGAAAUCAAACAUUGGCACUUGCUGCAAGACAUGCAAACGCUGUGAAGAGGGACAGUACUCAGAUGGAACAAUGGAGUGUAAAAGUUGCAGUGACCAUGAGUAUUCCAACGAUAACAAGACGGGGUGUGUGACCAAAACCAAUAAAUAUCUGGAAUGGAACGAUCCCUUCUCGAUCAUCUUGGUUUCAUUUGGAUCCGUCGGGAUAGUCCUCACUUUGAUGGUUCUUGUUUUGUUUGCCGUGUACAGGACCACACCAAUUGUGAAAGCCACAGGGAAAUAUAUUUGCUUUGUCGCGCUGCUUGCUCUCUUGGGGUGUUUUUGUAGCGUUAUGCUUUUUCCAGGCCUACCCUCCAAUGUGUCCUGUAUGGCUGGGUUGCCGCUCUUUGCUAUAUCUUUCACGAUCUGUGUAUCCUGUGUUCUGGCCAACCUGCUUCAGAUCUUUGCUGGUUUUGCCUUCAAACUGAAUUUUGGGAACUGGAUUAAGCGUCUCAACAAACCCGCUGCGGUGGUAAUGGCUUGCUCGAGUGUGCAGAUAGUCUUGUGCAUACUGUGGCUAACGCUUUACCCCCCUCAACAGCAUGAAAACAAUGGACAUGAACGUGAAAUCCUGAUCGAAUGUGACGUAGUGUCUGUCGGUUUCUUUAUAGGCACUUUAGCGUACAUUGCCUUUCUUGCCGCUCUCUCUUUUCUUUUUGCAUUCAAGGGAAAACAGUUACCCGAUCUUUAUAAAAACGCCAGCUUUAUCACUAUUAGCAUGCUCAUCUACCUGGUGGUAUGGAUGAUUUUCAUACCGGUUUAUGUAAAUAUGUCUGGCGAGUAUAAAAGAGCAAUUGAGGCAACAGCCAUUUUAAUAACUAGUUACAGUCUCCUCGCUUGUUACUUUGGGCCUAAAUGUUACAUCAUUCUGUGGAAAAGUCAGCUGAAUGAGGAGAGUGCUAUUAUAGAAUACGUCCGUCAACAUUAUAAUAAUAAAAGAGUGAGCACUGUGACGUCUUAA